UCAAUGGAAGACACCCACCCACCCACAGCACACACUGCACAAAGGAGCCUUUGGUCUGGGGGGAGGCUUUGUUUGCUGAUCUGCAGGGUUUAGAUAGCUCCAGAUUUAGCAGUUGUCUCCUGGAAAAGAAUAGAAAGCUCUGGAGCUUAGUAGGAAGAACAUAGUGGAGAUUUAUAGGGGCCACUGGUUUCCAUGAGCGGCUAUAACUGGAGGAGCUCAGUUAAGGACCAGGAGGUGCCUGCCGGCUAGGACCUUUUCCUGGCCAUGCUCUGCCAUCAUAAUCUACCAAAAGGAGGAGGAGAAGGGGCUGGAACCUUUGCUUUCCCCACCUGCAGCAUCAGCCCCAUCCAGGCACCUGGUGGUGAAAUCAUGCUGGCUCCUUGUUCCAGGCCUUCUCCUCUUUGUGGUAAAGUGGAGACUGCCACUUUGCAACUGGACCAGGGUCCCGUGACCUUUGAGGAGGUGGCUGUAAGUUUCUCGGCGGAGGAGUGGGCUCUGCUAGAACCAAACCAAAGAGCUCUGCACAGAGAAGUCAUGGAGGAAAUCUGCAGACAUCUUGCCUCUUUGGGUUACAGAGGGGAGUGUGACAAAGAUGGUGAACAGCAGAGAAGGAAAACAGAAACAAAAUAUCCACUGAAGAAAUCUGCUGCUUCUGACCUUUCUGACUUCCGUAACACUCCAGUUCAAAAAAAGGAUGGUAACAGAGAGGAGAGGAAUAAAUAUCCUGAAUGUGUAAAACUUUUAACCAGUAAAUCAAGCCUUUGCACACAUCAAGUAAUUCAUACAGGUGAUAGAAAAUAUGAAUGCUCAGAGUGCAGAAAGAGCUUCAACCAGAGCUCAGACCUUAUUGCCCAUCAGAGAAUCCACACAGGGGAGAAACCAUUUCAGUGCUGGCAGUGUGGAAAGAGCUUUAGCCAGAGCUCAAGUGUUACUGCCCAUCAGAGAAUCCACACAGGGGAGAAACCAUUUCAGUGCUGGCAGUGUGGAAAGAGCUUCAGCCAGAUUGCACACCUUACUGCCCAUCAAAGAAUCCACUCAGGGGAGAAACCAUAUCAAUGCUCAGUGUGUGGAAGGAGCUUCAGCGACAGUUCAAGUCUCGCUAAGCAUCAAAGGAUCCACUCAGGGGAGAAACCAUAUCAAUGCUCAGUGUGUAGAAAGAGCUUCAGUGACAGCUCAAGCCUUAGUAAGCAUAAAAAAAUCCACACAGGGGAGAAACCAUAUCAGUGCUCAGAGUGUGGAAAGAGCUUCAGCUGGACCUCACACCUUAUUUCCCAUCAAAGAAUCCACACAGGGGAGAAACCAUUUCAGUGCUCAGAGUGUGGAAAGAGCUUCAGCCGGAGUUCAAGUCUUACUUCCCACCAAGGAAUCCACACAGGGGCGAAACCAUUUCAAUGCUCAGCCUGUGGAAAGUGCUUUAAGAGAAGCUCACACCUUAUUUCCCAUCAGAGAAUCCACAUAGGAAGAAACUGUAUUCAUGCUCAGAGCAUGGAAAGACCUUCAUUUGGAACGCAAAUCUUACCCGAUGUCAAGGAAACCACACAGGAGAAAUCCUAUAAAUGCAGAGUGUGGCUCAAUGUGGGGUACACUCAGGGGCACACCAAGAGAGCAAAGAUGGAAGAGGAAGGCUCGGCCGGCCCCAGAGGAAUUAGAGGCCAUGAGGUUGGAAGCACUGGGGAAUUCUGGGAAAGAUCUGUGCAGAAGAUCCCGGGAGAGGAGAACACCAGCUCAGAUGUACAGCGCCAGCGCUUCAGGCAGUUCUGCUACCAGGAGGUCGAGGGGCCCCGAGGGGUUUGCGACCAACUCCACAGCCUUUGCCGUCAGUGGCUGAAGCCCGAAAGACACACGAAAGCUCAGAUCCUGGACCUGGUGAUCCUGGAGCAAUUCCUGAGCAUCCUGCCCCCAGAGAUGGAGAGCUGGGUCAGAGAAUGUGGAGCAGAGACCAGUUCCCAGGCAGUGGCCCUGGCAGAAGAUUAUCUUGUGAACCAGGCAGACGACAAGAAGCAGGAAGAGCCUCAGAGGUCAUCAAAAGUGGACACUGAUCUCCCUGAGGCAGAGAAGGCUCCAUCAGACUCCAGACAGAAGCCGCUGUUUAGGUGGAUCGUGCAGGAGGGAGACGGAGGAGCCACCUUGAUGGGUGGCGAAAUUACACUGGCUCUUCAUUCAAAGUCUUCUCCUCUUUGUGGUGGAGCAGAGAGAUCCUCUGUACAACUGGACCAGGGUCCAGUGACCUUUGAGGAGGUGUCUGUGAAUUUCUCGGAGGAGGAGUGGACUCUGCCGAAUUCAGACCCAAGGGCUCUGCACAGAGAAGUCAUGGAGAAAAACUGUGGUCGUCUGACCUCUCCAGGUGACAGAGGGGAGGAGAAAGAGGGUGAACAGCAAGGAAGGACACUAGAGAAAGAACACCAGUGGGUGAAGAAAGAACCUGCUUCUGAAUGUUCAGACUUUCAUGAAAUUGCAGUCGAAAAAAUGGAUUGUGAAGGAAACCGAAGAAAUCAGUUUCCUCUGUGUGAAAAGAUCUUAACCAGUAAAUCGAGCCUUAGCACACAUCAAACAAUGCAUGCAGGUGAAAAAAAGUAUGAAUGUCCAGAGUGUGGAAAGAGCUUCAACCACAGCUCACACCUUAUUUCCCAUCAAAGGAUCCACAAAGAGGAAAAGCCAUAUCAGUGCUCAGUAUGUGGAAAGAGCUUUAGCCAGAACUCAAUCCUUACUUCCCAUCAAAGAACCCACACAGGGGAGAAACCACAUCAAUGCUCAGUGUGUGGAAAGUGUUUCAGUAAGAGCUCACACCUUACUUCGCAUCAAAGAAUCCACACAGGGGAAAAACCGCAUCAUUGUUCAGUGUGCGGAAAGAGCUUCAGCCAGAGUGCACACCUUACUUCCCAUCAAAGAGUCCACACAGGGGAAAAACCAUAUAAAUGCUCAAAAUGUGGAAAAAGUUUCAGCGACAGCUCGAGCCUUACUUUCCAUCACAGAAUGCAUGCAGGGGAGAAACCGUAUAAAUGCUCGGUGUGUGGAAAGAGCUUCAGGAAGAGCUCACAUCUUACUUCCCAUCACAGAAUCCAUACAGGGGAGAAACCAUAUCCGUGCCCGGUGUGUGGAAAGAGCUUCAGCCAGAGCUCGAGCCUUAAUUCCCAUCAAAGAAUCCACACUGGGGAGAAACCAUAUCAGUGCUCCCUAUGUGAAAAGAGCUUCAACCAGAGGGCGCACCUUACCUGCCAUCAAAGAAUCCAUACAGGGGAGAAACCCUAUAAAUGUUCCACUUGUGGAAAGAACUUCAGUGACAGCUCGAGCCUUACUUUGCAUCACACAACGCCCACCGGGGAGAAGCUCUAUCGGUGCUCGGAAUGUGCAAAGAGCUUCAGCCUCGGCUCAAACCUAAAUGAACAUCAAAGGACCCACAUUGGGGAGAGACCAUUUAAAUGCUCAGAGGUUGUAAGCCCCUUGGGUAGUGCCUUCUCUAUUGUCUCACAGCUGUAAAGCACCUGCACCCAUAUUUAGAUAGGUAAAACGUCUACUGGAGAAAGUAUUCCGCGUCUGGCUUGGGAGCUGUGGCCACCCAGAAAUGGGUGGCCAUUUUUGUGGCCACCCUGAAAUCAUAGUGAGAGAGGGUGGAUUGAGAAGUGCUUUGGCCUUUGUGAGUAGAAGGUGUCCCUUGAUCAACCUACCCUUCCCAAUCUGCCACUGCAUAACCUGAAUGCAAUACUGCUUAGAUUUCUCUGGAGAGAGAAAAAAAACAAGUUCCUUAUUCCAUGUAAUGAUCAGCAGACACCUAACAAGGGCGUGGAGGCUACAGCAGAGCUGCAGCAAUGUGCUAAGAUGGAGCUGAUUUGGAUUACGAAGCCACUGACAGCAUGUGUAGUGGACAGCCCAUUGGACCUGAGCUGAGGAGAGCCGUGCUCAAAGCCCCGAGGAGCAAUGAACCUUAGAGCAAGGGGACCUCGAAGCAGGGGCUGGCUGCUUCAGCUGCCUGGCAGGGUUGUUGUGAGCAUAAGAUCAGGGGCCCUGUUUAUCCCUCUUUGAGUUCCUUUGGUAGAAUAAACAUAGAAUUAAUAAAAUCCAACCUCUUUUGUUCUCUCGCCCCCACCCACCUGAUGGCAACUCAGCAGGUAGUAAAUCCUGAUGAGUUAAUCUGGGUAGAGAUUUUCAGUCCAGUCCUCUGCAGAAUUUGGUGCCCCGGGAUCAACAGGCGCUGGCGUGCCCAGCUCUGACUAGAUCCAACUGGAGACAGCUGUUUUCAAGAGAGUUGCAAGUGCAGGGGACACGUGCAUAUUUUCUCCCACUAAUGCCCCUAGUCAAACAGGUUUUGAGAAAAAUACUUUAAGCCUUUUUGAGAGUGAGAGGAUACCGCCCCCCCCCCCCAAGUAGCUGCCAUCAAUUAUCUGGGGUGGGUGGGAUCCUGUUGUUUGUCUUCAGUCUCAAUGAGCUGGUCUUGUGGUAGCAAACAUGACUUGUCCCCUUAA
Hemicordylus capensis (graceful crag lizard) is the source of this 4460-nucleotide messenger RNA. Its product is annotated as zinc finger and SCAN domain-containing protein 2-like. The transcript has 10 exons. Lineage: Eukaryota; Metazoa; Chordata; Lepidosauria; Squamata; Cordylidae. The coding region runs from base 265 to 3477 and encodes 1070 amino acids. The record is from RefSeq and is a predicted model, not a curated record. Gene Ontology annotation, biological process: regulation of transcription by RNA polymerase II. Gene Ontology annotation, molecular function: RNA polymerase II cis-regulatory region sequence-specific DNA binding; DNA-binding transcription factor activity, RNA polymerase II-specific.